Messenger RNA from Lathyrus oleraceus (garden pea), 1716 nucleotides. Its product is annotated as tobamovirus multiplication protein 1. Bases 214 to 1293 code for a protein of 359 amino acids. The record is from RefSeq and is a predicted model, not a curated record. Lineage: Eukaryota; Viridiplantae; Streptophyta; Magnoliopsida; Fabales; Fabaceae. The transcript is spliced from 13 exons.
AACUUGAUGCCAGUUGCCACAGACGAGGAGUUUGAGACAAAGUCAAGAAACAGAGAAAGACAGCACCUUCUACAUAGUCAUAUACGAACUAACAAACCUGUCUAUCUGUCACUCUGUCUUUUUUCUUUCUUCUCUGAUUAAUCAUUCUUUUUGUUCUUGUUAUUGUUCUUGUGUUUUUCUUCAUCCAAAGUUUGUUAUAGUUUCUUGUAAUCUAUGACUGAGAAUUGGAAUUGCUUAACUCUUGAUUUGAUCAUCUUCAAUGUAACUCUAGCUUGCAUAGAUGGAGUUCUUGCCAUCAUUGCAUUUGCUCAGGUCCUCCGGAUUCACUUGCGAAGUCAACAAAAUGGUUGGACACGGCAAAAAGUACUUCAUAUCAUGAUUGGAACUUCCAACUUAGGGUACUGUAUCUAUUUCACAAGUACUGUUUUUGCUACUUGUAAUGGGUGGUAUUGUUGGUCCGGUGUUUGCGGUUUUAUUCUUAUGGCGGCUCCCAAAGUCAUGUUUUUAGCAGCGUUUCUACUCCUGCUAUCGUUCUGGGUCGACCUUUGCCAUCAGGAAAAUGAAGAAGAAUUGGACGAUGAGGAUAAUGUCGAGAAUAGGACCUUGUUGGAAGGUGUGAUGAGGGAACAACAGCAUGGUUCAGCUCCGAAAAAAGUCCACCGUAGGUGCUGCUCAAUCCAAGGGAUUCACAUUGGUAGCCGACAGAAAUAUGUCAUAAUGAUUGUGCUUCUGAUGUUUGCUGUGAUGAUGGCAUUUGCUAUACUGAUUUGCGUUGGAGAUGUCACGAAUCCGAUAGAUCCGUCAAUUGUAGCUCGGGUAUAUGAAACAUUUCUUGCAAUAAUGAUACUUAUAUUGGCUGGAGCAUUGGGCUGUUAUGGUCUUCUUCUAUUCUUCAAAUUAAGGAAAGUACGAUCUGAAAACGCUUCAUCAGAAAUGUGGAAGGUUAUCAGUUUAGCUAUUAUUUCUAUUGCAUGUUUUUCAGCAAGUGCAUUAGUAGCUCUCAACACAGAUAUACCUCUUUUCUAUCAUUGGCAUUUAAAGUUCAUAUAUGGAGUUAAAGCUUUUGUUUUCUUGAUCCUUUAUUAUUUUAUAGGUUCUUCUUUGCCGUCAGCUUAUUUGUUAUGGAUAAUUAGAGAAAUGCCACCUCUAGUCACAGAUGGUAUACAGGAAGAACCAAGAGGAACAUAUACAUUCAUCAGCCACACCGACGAGACAUCCAGCUCAAAUCAUCCUUCGUCGUGGACUACUGCUACAAGUUCAACGAAUCAGAUCUCGAGAGCAAGUCCGAUAUGAGUGAACUUUGUUACGGAUUGAGCUCCUUAUACUCCAUCCGAUGAACAAAUAUUCUAAUGACACGUCCCGAGUACACGAUGAAUUGUGACUUCUGACGAGUGACAGAGCAUUUUAUCAAGUGUCUAUUAGUUAGCUUCCUUCCUUCCAACAUGCAUCGGUGUAUAUGAUGUCUAUAGUUGCAAUUUGUGAUAAUCUCUUUGUAAAAGCUCCUAUGAUGCUAUGCAUGGCUUCUACAUUGUACAUAUAUACGAAUGUGAUCAAAGAUUGUAAUAUAAUAGUGAUGAACUUGGGUGCACAAACAAGAGUUCUGCAGCUGGUUGGUAAAAUGAUACCCUCUUCUUGUCCAUGAUUUAGCAAACAUAAGCCAAAUAUCAUGUUUUGUACAUUAGUUAAAAAAAUUAAUGAGUUAUUACUUCUCAUCAA